AGCAGUUCAUCACUAGUUUUUUCCAUUCACUUACCAAAACCAAACAGAAAAACAAAUCCUAAUUUUGUUAAUCUUAAUAUUCAGUUUCUUUAACCAUUUAUAAUUCCUUUUAUUAUUAACCAGUGUUUAUCUCAUCGUUCUUCGUUGGUUCGUUCUCUUGUUCUUGUGUGGUUCGAUCUCUUUGUGCAGGAGGAAGGCUGACCUAGCACUUUCGAGGAGGGGAAAGAGUCCAAGGCUUCAAGGGUAAAAGGCUUCAACAGUCAUCGGAUUGACAUGGCUGCGGUCGAGGAAGCACAGCAACCACUUUUGGAUAAUAAUGCAGGGGGAGGAGGAGAAGGAUCAAGUUCAACUGCCCCAAAGCCAAAACAACCGAAAACCCCAGCACAAAAGGCCAUUAGAAAGACCUUCAAAGCCACAGCCCAUUUGUCUAAUCUUCUCCCCACGGGGACCGUCCUCGUGUUCCAAAUGUUCUCCCCCGCUUUCACACGCCAAGGGAAGUGCUCGGCCAUCCUCAACCAAACCAUGACUCUGCUCCUCCUAACGUUCUGCAGCCUUACCUGCUUCCUUUUGUGCUUGACCGAUAGCUUGAGGGACGAACGAGGCAAGGUGCGAUACGGGUUGGCAACAUUUAAGGGGUUGUGGAUGCUCGACGGGUCCAAAAUCACAAUUGCGCCGGAGGAGGCAGCUAAAUAUAGGCUAAAGUUCAUAGAUUUUUUCCAUGCCUUCAUGUCCAUACUUGUAUUUGCUGCGGUGGCAAUGUUUGAUAAAAAUGUCGUCAAUUGCUUCUACCCCAAGCCAUCGGAGGAGGCCAGGCAGCUUUUGGUGGCGUUCCAUGUCGGAACCGGUAUCGUAUGCAGCUUACUGUUUGUUUUAUUCCCCUCCAGACGCCAUGGAAUUGGCUUCCCUCUCUCUCGUAGCUAGCUUGAGAGAAUAAAAGUCCAGGAAAUUUUUAGGAGAAAGUAGAUUCUCAUCUCUCUUUUUUCAGCUUCAUUGAUUGAAGUCUUAUUCAUUUUUAAAUUUUAAUCAA
Molecule: messenger RNA, 1027 nt
Organism: Pyrus x bretschneideri (Chinese white pear)
Lineage: Eukaryota; Viridiplantae; Streptophyta; Magnoliopsida; Rosales; Rosaceae
Product: protein DMP7-like
Exons: 1
Coding region: 274-921 (215 amino acids)
Biological process (GO): endomembrane system organization
Source: RefSeq, a predicted model, not a curated record